Molecule: messenger RNA, 1152 nt
Organism: Gigantopelta aegis
Lineage: Eukaryota; Metazoa; Mollusca; Gastropoda; Neomphalida; Peltospiridae
Product: vicilin-like seed storage protein At2g18540
Exons: 5
Source: RefSeq, a predicted model, not a curated record
AUGAGUAAAACCACCUCUUGCUCGAAGACAUUCAGUACAACGACGUCGCAUGCUGCUGACCAACCUCUGGAAGAAGGGCUGUGGGAUUGCUUGCCAUUCUGCUUGGAGGUUCUGUGCCAAUUCUUGGAGAUUGUUAGCGGAGGCAUAAUUGUCACGCAGUCUUCUUCCCAACUCGUCCCAAGCAUCUCUAUUAGUGCCAAGUCAGGGGAAUAUGCCGGCCAAUCCAUACGUAUGACCCCUUGCUGCUGUAAGAACUCCGUUGCCACCCUGGCUGUAUGCGGCCGCGCAUUGUCACCCUGUAGGACGGAGUUUGGGCCUAUGGUUCCAAGUGCAGGGAUUACCAAAGGACGAAGAAUUUCAUCUCUGUAUCGAACACCAGUUAGAUUUCCCAUCACAACCGACGAUGACGUGUACACCACUCGCGACGUACGGUUCGAUGGCGUGGCAGAAGGGGUGGGCGAACUGCUUGUCGUCGACUGCGCAAGUUUUGUUGUCUUAGACGGUUACGAAUGCUUUGAUCUGACACUUGGAAAAAAGGGCAGGAGGAGGAAGAGGAGGAGGAGCAGGAGGUGAAGGAAGAGGAGGAGGAAGAGGAGCAGAAAGAGAAGGAAGAGGAGGAGGAGCAGGAGGAGGUGGAAGAGGAGGAAAAGGAGGAGGAGGAGAAGGAGGAGGAGGGGAGUAGGAGGUGAAGGCAGAGGAGGAAAAGGAGGAAGAGGAGGAGGAAAAGGAGGGGAGCAGGAGGAGGAAGAGGAGGGGAGCAGGACGAGGAAGAGGAAGAGAGGAGGAGGAGGAGGGGUGCAGAGGGAGGAGGUAGAGGAGCAUGAGGAGGAGGAGGAAGAGGAGAAGGAGGAAGAGCAAGAAGAGGAGCAGCCACAGGAGGAGGAAGAGGAGGGGGAAGAGGAUGAUGAGGAGGAAGAUGAAGAGGAGCAGGAAGAGGAAGAGCAGGAGGAGGAAGAGGAGCAGGAGAAGGAACAGGAGGAACAGGAGCAGGAAGAGGAGGAGCAGGAGCAGGAAGAGGAGAAGGAAGAGGAUGUCAGGGACCUCUACGACCAGCUGCGAACCGCCAUUCCGUGCGUUGACAAAUAUGAAAGGAAGCUCAACUCUAAAUCAGAGCCCGCAUUCAUGUUGAAUUACGCUGAGGUUAUCAAUUGA